GGCGCCCGCUGUUGCGUUGUUAAGCGGGGGGACAUUUUAACUUUGGUUUUAACUUUAAUUUUAACUUCACCGCUUUACUAUUCUUCAUUAUUCUAAGGUUCGGUUGACUCGGGACCUGGAGCGGCCAUGACUGUGGAGCAGAAUGUGCUGCAGCAGCACUCUCAGAAGCACCAACAGACGUUACUGAAUCAGCUUAGGGAAGUAACCGGAACUACAGAUGUUCAACUCCUACAGCAGGCCCUACAGGUCAGCAACGGUGACCUAGCCGAGGCAGUAGCGUUUCUUACAGAGAAGAAUUCGAAGGUCCCACAGCAGGAUGAAGCUACCUACUACCAAACAGCCCAGACUGGAAACGACAGAUACAUCAGCGUGGGCAGCCAGGCAGACUCUAAUGUGAUCGAUCUAACCGGGGAUGAUAAAGAUGACCUUCAGAGAGCUAUCGCUCUCAGUCUGGAGGAAUCCAACCGGGCCUUCAGGGAGACCGGCAUUACGGACGAGGAGCAGGCAAUCAGCAGGGUGUUGGAGGCCAGCAUAGCUGAGAACAAGGCAAGCUUGAAACGCACUCACACUGAAGUAUGGAGUGACUCACCCAACCCUCAUGACAGGAAGAGGCAGGGCAACUGCCCUGUGGGUCUGAAGAAUGUGGGCAACACCUGCUGGUUCAGUGCCGUCAUACAGUCCUUGUUCAACUUGCUGGAGUUUCAGAGAUUGGUGUUGAACUACUCACCCCCUGCCAGAGUGCAUGAUUUACCCCGAAAUCAAAAGGAGCACAGGAACCUGCCUUUUAUGCAGGAGCUGCGAAAUCUCUUUUCUUUAAUGGUGGGCUCUCGGAGGAAGUAUGUUGACCCAUCCAGGGCUGUGGAGAUCCUCAAGGAUGCCUUUAAAUCCAGCGAGUCCCAGCAGCAGGAUGUUAGCGAGUUCACUCAUAAACUGCUUGACUGGCUGGAAGACGCCUUUCAAAUGAAAGCAGAGGAGGACAGAGAGGGAGAGAAGCCAAAGAACCCGAUGGUAGAGCUGUUUUACGGGCGCUUUUUGGCUGUAGGUGUUCUUGAAGGAAAGAAAUUUGAGAACACUGAGAUGUUUGGGCAGUACCCGCUGCAGGUGAAUGGCUUUAAAGACCUCCAUGAAUGUUUGGAGGCCGCUAUGGUGGAAGGCGAGAUCGAGUCCUUGCAUUCUGCAGAAAAUAGUGCCAAGUCUGGACAGGAGCACUGGUUCACCGAACUCCCUCCAGUUUUGACCUUUGAGCUGUCACGGUUUGAGUUCAACCAAGCCUUAGGCCGACCUGAGAAGAUCCACAAUAAGCUGGAGUUUCCACCUAUGCUUUACAUGGACAGGUACAUGGACAGAAAUCGGGACAUCACACGGAUCAAGCGAGAGGAGAUCAGGAGACUGAAGGAGCACCUGACUGUUCUCCAACAGAGACUGGAGAGGUAUCUGAGCUAUGGUUCAGGCCCCAAGAGGUUUCCUCUAGCGGAUGUGCUCCAGUAUGCCAUGGAGUUUGCUUCCAGCAAGCCUGUGUGCACUUCACCCAUAGAAGAUGUUGAUACAUCAGCGCCACCUGGUGGCACAACUACCCUGCUGCCUCCUGCACAAAGUACGGCAGAGCAGGGUCCCUUGGCCCCUCCUGAGGGCUCUGCAUCGGUUCCACAGCAACCCCAACAGCAGCAGCAGCAGCAGCAACAGCAGCAGCAGCAACAGCCGCCGCAACAGCGUGUACUCAUUCACAAGCCCUUCACCCAAUCACGGGUGCCUCCUGACCUGCCCAUGCACCCUGCCCCUCGCCACAUAACGGAGGAGGAGCUGCACGUGCUCGAAAACUGUCUACACCGCUGGAGGAACGAGGUGGAGAAUGACACAAGAGAUCUUCAGGGCAGUAUAUCUAGAAUUCACAGAACCAUUGAGCUAAUGUACUCUGACAAGGCCAUGAUGCAGGUGCCGUACCGACUUCAUGCUGUUCUGGUGCAUGAAGGUCAGGCCAACGCAGGUCACUAUUGGGCGUACAUCAAUGAUGCACAGCACCGCUGUUGGAUGAAGUACAAUGACAUCUCUGUGACCAAGUCGUCCUGGGAGGAGCUGAUGAGGGACUCGUUUGGCGGCUACCGAAACGCCAGCGCUUACUGCCUCAUGUACAUCGAUGACAAGAAGCCUUUUCUUAUCCAAGAAGAGUUUGAUAAGGAGACGGGCCAGGUGCUGAGUGGGUUGGAUAAACUGCCUUCGGAUCUGAAGGAGUACGUGAAGCAAGACAACCAGCUGUUUGAGCGUGAGCUGGAGGAGUGGGAUGCCAUGCAGGCCAGGAAAGCUCAGCAGGAGAAGCUGGCCAUGGCUGCAGCCGCCGCCGCUGCUUCUCCUCGGCCUAUGAGUGCAGAGCCCAGUCCUGCUGAAAACACAGUUUGUCAGCAAGACCCUGAAUACAUGGAACAGCCAUCACCCACUGACGACUCCAAACACCUGCAGGAGGACACUGAGAGAGCCAUCUCCAAAGCAGCAGCUGAACAGGAAGGGAAGAGUCCUGAAGCUCUGCUCAGUGCUGAGGACUCCCUUGUGCCUCCUUCCCAAACUCCUCCUCCUGAUUCAGUGCAGGAUGGCACCGCCUCUGCCACAGCCCAACCCCAUCGUGUGGUAGAGGUGGCCAUCCCUCAUGUAGGAACCUUCGUCAUUCAGUCAAAAGAGGGGGGGUACGAUGACCAGACAAUGAUGACUCCAAACAUGCAAGGUAUUAUAAUGGCCAUUGGCAAAACCAGGAGUGUGUAUGACAAGUGUGGGCCUGAAGCCGCCUUCUUCAAGGCACUUAAAGUCGAGUACACACGCUUGUUAAGGUUAGCACAGGAGGACACGCCCCCUCAGAAUGACCAUCGGCUGCAGCACGUCCUUGUCUACUUCAUCCAGAACCAGGCUCCCAAUAAGAUCCUGGAAAGAACCCUGCUCAUGCAGUUUGCUGACAGAAACCUUGGCUUCGAUGAGAGAUGUAAGAGCAUCAUGAAAGUGGCACGAGCAAAACUUGAGCUUAUCAAGCCUGAUGAAGUCAACUUGGAAGAGUAUGAGAUAUGGCAUCAAGACUACAGGAAUUUCCGGGAGACUACAAUCUUUCUGAUGAUUGGCCUUGAGCUGUUUCAGAAGAAAAGCUACGUGGAGGCGUUGAUGUACCUGAUCUUCUCAUAUCACUACAACAAAGAGCUUCUGUCCAAAGGGCCAUACAGAGGGCAUGACGAAGAGCUCAUAGCCCAUUACCGCAGAGAGUGCCUGCUGAAGCUGAACGAGCAUGCGGCUGCACUGUUUGAGACUGGCGAGGAGCCGGAAGUGAACAGUGGCCUAAGCAUCAUGAACGAGCUGGUGGUGCUAUGCAUACCGCUUCUGCUUUUAGAUGAGACAGAGGAGAAAGACAUGGUUGCCGUGGAAGACAUGAGGAACCGCUGGUGCUCCUAUCUUGGCCAGGAAAUGGAGCCCAGUCUCCAGGAGAAGCUGACAGACUUCCUCCCCAAGCUACUCGACUGCUCGACGGAGAUCAGGAGCUUCUCAGAUCCGCCAAAGCUGCCACAAUACUCCACGCUGGAGCUGUGCGAGCGCUUCGGCCGAGUCAUGGCCUCGCUGAUGGUCAAACGGACGCCAGCCGACGGCAGAUGAGUCGCUCACGGACUGUUCUCAACCCGACGCCUUUCUCCAAAGCAGGGCUGCUUCGGCUGUUACCCAUCUUAGUUAUUUUAUUGCUGCUAUCGUUUUUUAUUAUUCUUAUCAUUAUCAGUUGGAGAUUUCACUCACGAUUUAAAGCUAAUGUGGCUCAGGGGGCUUGCAGAGAAGAACGAGAAUGAGCAUUAACAAUGCAGAAUUAAAACAUUCACAAUAAGAGCUUAGAAUAUGCAGUAUGCUGCUCCAACGUUGUCAAGUGAGGUUGAGGAUUUUCUUUGUUUUAUUAUUGGUUUGUUUUUAUGUUUUUUGUUUUUUUUUCGUCCAUCAAUCGCUUUUUUCACAGGCGGCCCUUUUUGAAGUGAAAAGCAAAGACCUGCUGUUCUGCCAUCCCCUUUAUUACAGCAUUAUUGCAUUUUGUUUGAUUUUUUCUAAAGGACGGGACUGAACGCAAUGACCAGGAGAUACACAGAUGGCUUGAGAUGUAUAGAGAUGUGAUGUAAAGGUCUCUUGACCUGAGGACUGCAGCUCUCAAAGCUUUGAAGUGCUAUUGCAGGCAGCCACGGACCCCCCGCGGCUUGUUAAUACAUUGAGAGAAUAAAGUUUUAUUUAUGGCGCUUUUAGGCCAGAAACCUGUUUUGCUCAAUUAAAGCUUAUUUUGAUUUAA
Trichomycterus rosablanca is the source of this 4288-nucleotide messenger RNA. RefSeq names its product ubiquitin specific peptidase 25 (gene usp25). The record is from RefSeq and is a predicted model, not a curated record. Bases 127 to 3621 code for a protein of 1164 amino acids. The transcript has 26 exons. Gene Ontology annotation, biological process: protein deubiquitination; regulation of protein stability. Lineage: Eukaryota; Metazoa; Chordata; Actinopteri; Siluriformes; Trichomycteridae. Gene Ontology annotation, molecular function: cysteine-type deubiquitinase activity; protein binding. Gene Ontology annotation, cellular component: nucleus; cytosol.